Molecule: messenger RNA, 2477 nt
Organism: Melospiza melodia melodia
Lineage: Eukaryota; Metazoa; Chordata; Aves; Passeriformes; Passerellidae
Gene: WDR53
Product: WD repeat domain 53
Exons: 2
Coding region: 668-1810 (380 amino acids)
Molecular function (GO): protein binding
Source: RefSeq, a predicted model, not a curated record
GGGACCCCCGGGGAGCGGCGGCCGCGAAUGUGCCCCGAUGAGAGCUGCGGGGGAGGUAUCGGCCUUCUCUGUAGGGUUAUUUGGUCUCCAAGAGCGAAGUUCCUCCUCUGGGGGAAUGAAUGGGCUCUGGCUGCUCUUUAGAUCUGGGUCAACAAAAAUCACAUGGAAAACAUAACGUGGUUGUAAAAAAACAAAAGAAGGUAAAACCACCAGAAACAAGCGUUUGUUGCCCAGUGGUUAAAUAAAUGCACGGACCUUAGGGCAGCGAAGCGGCUGCUGGGCUGUCACGCAAACCCCAUGUGCUUUUAUUCGCAGCGUCCCAGUCCCUCCAACACUUUUGUGCUACCAUUUUUCGUCCUUAUCUUAAUUUUCUGCUGAUGCGCUGCCCUUAGCAGUGCUGUGACACAGGCUGAUGCGGGCAGUCACACCACGGAGGGUUAAGGUUGGUGAGCACCGUGGGUGUGCUCUGAGAGCCAAUUAAAUAUGUUGCAACCUGUUUUAACUUAGUAAUACUUCUUUUAAAAAGUAUCAUUGUGUUAUUUAGGUUGGAACAGACCGGUCAGCGCCGUGGUGUCGUGAAAGCUCCGCUUGGGUACUGAGCUGUCCUGAGCUGUGGUGGUGCCCGAUUUAACUGGACACGGGAAUUUCAGGAUGAUCUUCUUGCUUGAUGCGUUUCUGCUGCAAUGACACCAGCAACCACCUCAUUCGGGGCUUGUUUUUGUUUGUUCCAGGGUGUCCCUGCAGCAUGGCGGUGCGGUGGAGCGGUGGCCAUUCCUGCUCCGUGCUGUGCCUGGCCGUGAGCGCGGAAGGGCUGGUGGCCUCCGGCGCCGAGCGGGGCGAGCUGGCGCUCUGGGACGGGGCGGGCUCGGCCGUGGCUCAGCCGCGGCUCCCGCAGGCGGAGGACGUGGCCUCGGUGGUGUUCUCGGCCCGCCGGCCCAGCACGCUGUACGCGGCCCACGGAGAGACCGUCAGCGUGCUGGAUGUGCGCUCCCUGCAGGAGCCCCUGCAGCGCUUCCACGUGAACGAGGAGGAGAUCAACUGCCUGUCGCUGAACGACGCCGACAGCCUGCUGGCUGCCGCCGAUGACUCGGGGGCCAUAAAGGUUGUGGACUUGGAAAGCCAGAAAGUCAGCCGGUCCUUGAGGCACUCCAACAUCUGCUCGUCUGUUGCCUUCCGACCUCAGCGGCCUCAAAGCCUGGUUUCCUGUGGGCUGGACAUGCAGGUGAUGCUGUGGAACCUGCAGAAAGUUCGUCCCUUGUGGACCACAAACCUGCAGGAGUGUGAGAUGGAGGAAGAGAGCCCCCAGUCAGCUGGGCAGUUCUUCAACCCACCUCUUGCACAUUCCCUGUCCGUGGCCUCCUGUGGCAACAUCUUCAGCUGUGGAGCUCAGGAUGGUAAAGUCCGACUGUUCCGAGUCACUGGGGCCAGGUUUGAGCAUGAGCUGGAGUUCCAGGCUCACAGCCUGGGAGUCUCACAGGUGCUCUUUAUGCCUGAGGGCUACUGCUUGUUGUCUGGAGGAAAUGAUGGGAAAGUCUUGCUCUGGGAUCUCAGCAGCAACAUUGGGAAGCAGCAGAAAAGUCCAGCAAAAUCUCUGCACAGGAAAAAGGCCCAAGCAGCUGCUUGCAGCAGAAAAGAUGGGAAGCUCAACAAAGCAGCCUCCAAUGAACACCCUGCAGUUGUGCCAAAGCUCAGCAUUGAGCAUGGAGAGAAGGUGAACUGGCUGUCGUGUGCAGAGAUCAAAGGCUCCAGGAGAGUGUUGGUUGCUGACCAGAGCAGCUCUGUAUCAGUCUAUCCAUUGCCAGAACCUUAAGGCACCCAGGUGUUACAGAAUCUGGGGGAUUAAAUCACUUCUGAGAGCCAGUUACAUGCACUGACAGUGACCUGGGCAGGGAACCCCUCUGGUCCCUGGGAAGGGAAGGGGUUUGCUGUGCACUCCUGGUGUCCCUGGCCUCGUGCUGGUUCUCUGUGGCUCACACAGCCACUCUCUCUUGCAGGGUUGGCAGCUUGCUGCUGGAAUUUCAGUGAAACGGGUCUCUAUAUUUAGGGGUAACAUUAGUUCAUGGCUAAGCUGACGUAAUUAAGGCUGGAGGAGAAAAUUAGUGCUCAGGAGACACCCACAAUGCCAAGUGAGGCUGCUGAGCAGCAGCAGGGCUGUCACUGGCUCAGCCCUAGGUGGUUUGGGCUGUUGCAGUGCUCUGUGUGAUUUCUCCCAUAAAGCUGUGUCCCAGCUGGCUUAAACUGGGCAUGGUGGAAUCUGGUUUUCACCACACUCUGUCAGCAGCUGCAUAGACUAGAGAUGCAUCCAUUAACAAGUAAUCAAAUUUGUUUCCCUGUGGCUGCCAACUGAAUUUUUUCACUGCAGCAAAAGAAGGAGCAGGGGAACUGUUACACCUGUUUGCUGGGUCAGCUGUCAGUUAGUUGUGUAUAUCAGGGAAAAAGAACUAUUACACUUGUCUUAAUAAAUGCUUUCUCUCUCA